UUCGUUUUCCUCGCACAGGAGCGCAACAAUCAGCAACAGCGGCCGAAGCUGGAGAUCUCAGCCAGAAUAAGAGUCGUAACGUCGAAAUGGAGCCUCAGCCAAAGCAAGUUCCCCCCGCCCAGGACUCUUCAGAUGAAAAGCCAAAACUAGAUGGAAGGAGUGAUGUGCCAUCAGAAACAGAGUCAGAAGGAGGAGAUGCUGCAGGAACUGUGAAAGACGCUGAGCCUCAGCGACAGCAGGUUCCCCCCGCCCAGGACUCUGCAGAUGAAAAGCCAAAACUAGAUGGAAGCAGUGAUGUGCCGUCAGAAACGGAGUCAAAAGGAGGAGAUGCUGCUGGAACUGUGAAAGACGCUGAGCCUCAGCGGCAGCAGGAGCCGACAACGCCCCAGGACUCUGCUGAUGAAAAGCCAAAAUCAAAAAGCAGCUUUUUCUCAAAGAGGACAGGAAUGAUCCUUGCAAUAACAGGAAGUACAGUCGUUGGAGGAAUAAGUGCAGUGGCCCUGGCUCCUGUGGUUCUGGGAGCCAUUGGUUUCACCUCAGCUGGGAUAGCAGCAGGAUCCCUCGCUGCAAGCAUGAUGUCUAGUGCAGCCAUCGCCAGCGGAGGAGGGGUGGCAGCUGGAAGCCUAGUGGCGAUCCUACAAUCUGCAGGUGCUGUUGGUCUAUCAGCGACAGCCUCUGCAGUUGUUGCCAGUGUUGGAGCUGGUGUUGGAGCUGGUGUUGGAGCCGCUAUCGGGAAGGUAGCAGGCAAAGGCCACGAACAACAGGAUGAGGAGGAGGAGAAGAAGAAGAGGAAAAAGAAGAAGAAGGAUCAGAAUAAAGAAGACAAAAACAAUGAUGAUGAUGAUGAUGACGAUGAUGAUGAUGGUAUAGAAGAAAAAGGGCAAGAACUGGAAUAAUUUUUCUCCCACACUAAUAUUUUUGUUUACUUGCUAAUCUGCACGUUGUCUCGGUAUUAAUGGCCCGUCCUUACAUUUUUCACUGAUGUGUUGUAUACACUGAUAUCACAAUGUAAUUGGUGCUAAAACACUACAGCUAAUUAGAUCUAAACUGUAUUUUUGCAUUACAAUUUUUAAUUUUCUUGCCUUCACGUUGUCUCUAUAAAUUCCUUUCAACAAGAACACAAUAAUUAGGAUUUAUUCCAUUUCAUUAUUUUGAGCAAUAAAUAUUUAUUUGAAAUAUA
Messenger RNA from Fundulus heteroclitus (mummichog), 1180 nucleotides. Its product is annotated as interferon alpha-inducible protein 27-like protein 2. Gene Ontology annotation, cellular component: mitochondrion; membrane. The record is from RefSeq and is a predicted model, not a curated record. The coding region runs from base 87 to 896 and encodes 269 amino acids. NCBI's taxonomy places the organism in Eukaryota, Metazoa, Chordata, Actinopteri, Cyprinodontiformes, Fundulidae. Gene Ontology annotation, biological process: apoptotic signaling pathway. The transcript is spliced from 7 exons.